AUGUCUGAUCUGAAGAAAGACGAAGUUUCACACCUCGAGAUGGACGAAAUCCCAGUAAAAGAAGACAUCGAUGCGGAGGAGAUUGAACUCCAAAAGGCAAUCAAAGAUUAUGUUCCAAACACCGAAGCGGAGAAGAGGCUGGUCCGCAAGAUUGACAUGCAUUUGAUUCCCAUUCUGUGGAUCAUGUAUGUUUUGAACUAUGUUGAUCGUACCAACAUUGGAAAUGCUAAAACCGCUGGCAUGGACAAGGACCUCGGCCUUGAUAGCUCUCGCUACGCUUGGGUUAUAUCAAUCUUCUUUUUCGGUUAUUUGAUUAUGGAAGUACCAUCAAACAUGGUUCUCAGCCGCUCUCGACCAUCUCUUUUCCUUCCAGCAAUCAUGUUGGUUUGGGGAGCCUUAAGUGCUGCUAUGGCUUGUGUACAGAACUAUGGAUCACUUCUUGCUUUCCGAUUCGUCCUUGGCUGUGUCGAGUCUGGAUUCUUCCCUGGUGUCUUGUUUAUGAUGUCAUGUUGGUACAAGACUGAGGAAAUUGGCAAACGUUUCGCCAUCUUCUACAGUGCCGCGGUCUUGUCGGGAGCAUUCGGUGGUCUCCUUGCUGGUGGAAUCACAGGCGGUCUUGAUGGUGCUCAUGGUAUCCACGGAUGGAGAUGGCUUUUCAUUAUCGAAGGAGUCGCAACUGUCGGCGUGGCAGUCAUCGCAAAGUUCAUCUUGCUCGACUUCCCCCACUCUUCUUCGGCACUGACCCUCGAAGAACGACAACUCGCAGCUGUCCGCAUCAUCGUUGAUAGCAAGGAAGCCAAUGGCGGCAACCACGAACGUCUUUCCCACUGGGAAGCAUUCAAAGCUGCUGCUGUCGAUCCUCGCACCUACGCAUUCAUGCUCCUCUUCGUGCUCGAUCUCGGUGCCGGCACAAUCUCCUACUUUAUUCCAACUAUCACCAAGUCUCUCGGCUACACCACCAUCACCGCCCAGUACAUGACCGUGCCAGUCUACUCCGUCGCAGCUGUCUGCUUGAACGCAUGUGCAUACUCCGCUGACCGCAUGGGGGAGCGAAGAUGGCAUAUCACCGGUUCUUUGACACUUGGUUUCGUCUGCGCUCUCGUUUGCGCAAUUGUACAGACUCCCAUGGUCCGCUAUGUCAUGCUUUGCUUCGUCGCAGCAGGAAUUUGGUCGGCCCUCCCGCUCAUCAUCGCAUGGGCAUCCAAGACCAUCUCCUUCCCAUCCGAGAAGCGGGCUAUUGCCAUCGCUAUGAUCAAUGCUGUAGGCAACCUCUCCUCCGUCUACGGAAGUCAGAUCUGGCCUUCUACUUCAGCACCCAAAUAUACACUCGGAUGGGGUGUCACUGCGGGUUUCCUUGGUGGUGGUGCGCUUAUGGCUGUUAUGUUGCCGAUUAUAAUCAAGUAUCUGCCCAGGAGGGGGACAAAGGCCGAGAGAGCGCUGCAAGAGAGAGGCGAGAUGCUUGAAGCUGUCGCGGAAGCGGAGAGACAAAGAGGUGUUUAG
Molecule: messenger RNA, 1500 nt
Organism: Cadophora gregata
Lineage: Eukaryota; Fungi; Ascomycota; Leotiomycetes; Helotiales; Ploettnerulaceae
Exons: 4
Coding region: 1-1500 (499 amino acids)
Biological process (GO): transmembrane transport
Cellular component (GO): membrane
Molecular function (GO): transmembrane transporter activity
Source: RefSeq, a predicted model, not a curated record